Molecule: messenger RNA, 3472 nt
Organism: Impatiens glandulifera
Lineage: Eukaryota; Viridiplantae; Streptophyta; Magnoliopsida; Ericales; Balsaminaceae
Product: squamosa promoter-binding-like protein 1
Exons: 12
Coding region: 227-3187 (986 amino acids)
Cellular component (GO): nucleus
Molecular function (GO): DNA binding; protein binding
Source: RefSeq, a predicted model, not a curated record
UUGUCUGGUUAUAACCCUUUCUUCUUCACCAAAAAUUCAUCUUUCUUCUCUCUCUCUCUGUGGGUAUGUGCGUCCGUGCGUGUGGAGCCGGCGAUUGUUUUCUUUUUGUUGCGACCUUCAGCUUUCUUUGAUUCUAGAACGUCACCAUCUAUGUCGGCGAGUUUGUCUUCUGUUCCCGAUUCUUCAGAAAAUUGGGUCUGUGUCAGUGUAUGCUGAGUAUUGAUCAAUGGAAGCUCAAUUUGGAGGAAACUCUCAUAAUUUGUAUGGUCCAGUAUUGCCGGAAUUUAAGGCACUUGGGAAGAAAAGCUUGGAAUGGGAUUUAAACGAUUGGAAAUGGGAUGGAGACCUUUUCACUGCUUCUCCAGUUAAUCCUAGUCCAGCUGACUGUAGAAGUAGUCAACUGUUCCCAUUGGGGUCGAACAGUUCAUUGUCGUCGGAUGACAUCACUUUAGGAGAUGCAAGAAGAACUACGGAAUUGGAGAAAAGGAGAAGGGAUGUGAUUGUUCGAGAAGAAGAAGUAAAUUAUGAAGCCAGGUCCCUUAAUCUAAAUCUUGUGGGACAAGCGCAUGCCAUAUUGAAUUCUGAGAUUGAUACAUCCGAGGGAAAGAGCGGUAAGAAGAGCAAGAUAUUUCCCGCUAUUCCAAAUCGUACGGUGUGUCAAGUGGAUGAUUGUAGAACUGAUUUAAGCAAUGGAAAAGGCUAUCAUCGAAGGCACAAGGUUUGUGAAAUACAUUCCAAGGCUAGUAGCGCUUUGGUGGGUAAGGUCAUGCAAAGGUUCUGUCAGCAGUGCAGCAGGUUUCAUGUUCUUCAAGAGUUUGAUGAAGGGAAGAGAAGUUGUCGUAGGCGUUUGGCUGGUCAUAAUAAGAGGAGGAGAAAGACACAUCCAGAAAAUGUAGUUAAUUCAGGCACCAUGAUUGAUGAGCAAGGCAGUAGUUAUUUACUGAUUAGUCUUCUGAGGCUACUAUCCAACAUGCACACUAAUAACUCGGAGGGAAUAAAGGAUCAAGAUCUACUUUCUCAUUUGCUAAGAAAUCUUUCGAGUCUUGCUAGCACUAUUAAUGGGAGGGACAUAUCUAGUUUGCUUUCUGGUUCUCAAGGUCUUCAACAAGUUGGAACAUCUGGAAACCACCAUAAUGAACCUCUGCUUGGGGAAUGUGGAACUAGAGAUGUAUCAACAUCUAGAAACAUAGAGAAGUUGAAUGAGUCUCUAGAAUCUCCAACUCCAUAUCAUACAAAUUGUGGGAAUCCACCCAAAGUGAGGCUAUCAGAUGCUACUCAGGGUCAAAUGGGGUUGAAUAACUUUGACUUGAAUAGUGCUUAUGAUUAUUCUGAUGACUGUCAAGAAAACAUCGACGCCUCUUUGGCUCCAGUUAGUACUGGAACAGGAUCCCUUGGAUUCAGCUCAAUGCAACAUCAAGAGAGUCUGAAGUCAAGCCCACCUCAGACAAGUAGGAAUUCUGAUUCAACAUUGAGCCAAUCGCCUUCUAGUUCUAGUGGGGAUGCACAGAGCCGGACAGAUCGAAUUGUGUUUAAACUUUUUGGAAAAGAUCCAAGCAAUUUGCCAAUUGUCUUGAGGAAACAGAUCCUUGAUUGGUUGUCAAACAGUCCUACAAACAUUGAAAGCUAUAUAAGACCUGGGUGUAUCAUCCUGACAAUAUAUCUUCGGUUAAGUAAAUCUAAAUGGGACGAGCUCCCCUCUGAUUUAAGCACCAGUUUGCUUAAACUAAUCAAUUUAUCAAACAAUUCAUUCUGGAAUUCCGGCUGGGUAUAUGCGAUGGUGCAGCAUCAUGUGGCAUUUCUGUACAAUGGGCAGGUGGUCUUAGACACACCCCUACCUAUUAGAAGUCGUAACCAUUGCAGCAUCUUGAGUGUUACGCCAGUCGCUGUCACUCUUUCAGAGAGAGCUCAUUUCUUGAUCAAAGGUUUUAACUUGUCUCGUUCCACCUUGAGGUUAUUUUGUGCUCUCGAAGGGAAGUAUCUAGGGGAGGAAAAUUGUUCUGAUGUAUUGGACGAAGAUGAUUUUAAUAGUACUAAUGAAGUUCAUUGCAUUAGUUUUACUUGCUCUAUGCCAAAUGUCACAGGGAGAGGAUUCCUUGAGGUUGAGGAACAUGGCCUUAGUAGCAGCUUCUUUCCAUUCAUUGUAGCGGAGCAGGACAUAUGUUCUGAAAUUCGUAUGCUGGAGAGAGAAAUGGAAGUGGUAGGCACCUUCGAUGUCAUUCAAGGAGAGAGAGCAGAAGAUGCCAAGAACCAGGCAGUGGAUUUCAUACAUGAAAUGGGUUGGCUUCUUCAUCGGAGCAAUUUAAGGCAUAGAUUGGGGAAAAUAGACCAAAAUGAAGACCUCUUCCCUUUCAAACGCUUCAGAAGUAUAAUGGAAUUCUCUGUUGAUCAUGGAUGGUGUGCAGUAGUUAAGAAGCUUUUAGAGAUUCUUUCCAAUGGUUGUGUCGAUGCAGGAGACCAUUCUUCCAUUGAACUUGCAGUGUCUGAUAUGACUCUUCUGCACAGAGCUGUGCGUCAAAAUUCCAGACCUGUUGUGGAAUUUCUAUUGAGAUAUAUCCCUACUGGAACUUUGGACAAAUCAAACUGUGAAGAUAAGCGACAACCGGAUAGAGUUGGAAAGUUCUUAUUCAGACCCGACACUAUUGGUCCUGGAGGUUUGACACCUCUUCAUAUUGUAGCCAGCAGAAGUGGCUCAGAAAGCGUGUUGGAGGCAUUAAUCGACGAUCCUGGAUUGGCGGGAAUAGAAGCAUGGAAGAAGGCUCGCGACAUGACAGGAUUAACUCCAAACGACUAUGCAUCGGUUCGAGGCUACCAUUCCUACAUCAAUCUCAUUCAUAAGAAGAAAUCCAACAACAAAAAUAUGAAUCAUCACCAAGUAGCUCUUGAUAUUCCUUACAUACCACCUUCUUCUUCUGCUGCUGCUUCUUCUACUAGGUUUGAAAUCGAGAAAAACAGAAACGAGUUUAUAAUUAAUAAACAAAAUUGUGGGAUCUGCGAGCAGAGGCUAAUGAUGAGUAGUAAUAGGAUGAAAAGAGGAUCGUCUCUUUCACUAUACAGACCGGCAAUGUUAUCAAUGGUGGCGGUAGCUGCAGUUUGCGUUUGUGUGGCUUUGUUCUUCAAGAGCUCUCCUGAAGUUCUAUAUGUCUUCAAGCCCUUUAGGUGGGAACAGCUCGAUUAUGGUACAAUCUAAUUAAGUUUUUUUUUUUCUUUUUCGAAUUAACUUGUUUUCGAUUUUUGGAGGGUAUAAUUCUGGGGCGGGUAAAUAAAGAAAGAUAUGGAAGGGUGGGUGGGUGAUAUAUAAUAAAAAUAUGGACUAACAUAUUUAUCAUGAAAUUGAGUGGAAAUGUGUGUAUUGUGUAUGUUGUAGUUAUUUUUAAAGUUGUGGGAUAUAUAAUAAUAUAUAUUAAUAUAUAUUCAGUAUUGAACUCUCAUAUAUUAUUAUUGUUUGUAAGAAUAUUGGUAUCAAAUUUUUAGG